GCCGCAUUUUUUCAACCAAGGAUAGCCUGAAGAGUUGGAAUCUUAAUAACAUUCGUCACCUUACCGUGGUUGUACUUGCCCAACACCACUUCGAAGUACAAGUGCUUGUUCGGAAUCUGUUCCUAUAAACACACUAAUCAUGCAAUCCGGGCCUCCAAACCGGUUAGGACUUGGUCUGCGUGCUCCUCUGCCCUCGUAUGGCCAGGGUCCCUCAAUGCAGGCUCUUGCACAGCAGCAGCAGCAGAUGCACACGCAAACAUUUGUGCCACCUCAAACGCAAAAAAUGGUCAAUCUCUUCAUCGGUUCCAUCUCGGGAGGCAUCACCGACGCGUUCUUGAACGAGCUACUUUCAGCAUGUGGGCCAGUCAAAUCGUUCAAACGGUUGAUAACGCCCGCUGGAAAGCCCCAAGGGUUCGGAUUCGCAGAGUUCGAAGACCCGGAUAGUGCCCUUCGAGCGAUGUCACUGUUGAACAACGUAGAGCUUCCGGCGCUGGAGGAGGGCUGCGUGAGCAAAAAGCUGCUGGUCAAAGCCGACGAAAAGACAAGGAAUUUCCUCGAUGCGUACUCAGCACAACGUAUGAGCACAAACACGGACGAAGAAGCCUCCGCCCACGCCCGUGCCACGGUCACCAAACUGCUCACGGACCUCACUCACACCUCAAAAAACGCCCCGGCCGUCAACUCCGCAGACAAAUACGUCAUUCCACCGCAUCUACACGACCUCCAGGAAGCCGACCUGCCCGAAACUCAACGCGGGCUCGUCAUCAAUGAGAUCGCACAGUUCCGUGAACGGGCGGCAAAGAGGGAGCGAGAAAAGUCGAAGGAUAUCAAGGCGCAGAAUUUGGCGUUCGGGAUGAAUAUGGGUGGAGCUGUAGGACCGUCGGCUGGUGGGGGUGGGGGUGCGGGUGCGGUGGGUAAUGGGGCGAUGGGUGGGAAUGUGCCGAGUGGGCCGAAGGUGAGGGAGUGGGGGAAGCCACAGGGGGCACCGAGUGGCCCGGGUGGAGGGAAGGGAGCGUUGGGAAAAGACGCGCAGCAGGGCUAUCAGAAACCACCAGGGUUCGUUAGGGGACAGUCUGGUGGAGAGGGCGCAGAGGAGAGGGAGUUUGCGAAGCCAACGAAGACGGAUGAGGAGCUCGAGGCGGAUAGGAAGGAGGCUAGGCGGAGAGACGAGGAGAAUUCAUUCCGCGAUCGAGAACGUCGGUACGAGCCAAGAGAACGCGCUCGCAUUCAAGCUCUAGAACGGACAAUUGCCCGUGAGCGAGCCUCAAAAGAUGCGCAAGCCCGCGAUGCUGCCGAAUUCCGUUCCCGUCUCGCCAUCUGGGACGACGACGAAUCCGACGAAGUCUUCUACACCGACCGGUCCCGCUGGCGAGCCCAACGUGCUAGGCGACUAGCCAUGGAAGAAGCGCAGGACGCCGAAUCGCGAGCCUUCGAAGAGCGCGAGGUCGACAACUUGCGGAGAGAGAGCGAGGCGUUCCUCGCGAGGCAGAUGGACGAGAUGCAGGCGUUGGCGGAGGAGCAGAGGAAAGCGGGGAUGUUGCUCGAUGAUGGUGCGCCUGUCAAACUUAAUGUCUCUUUGGCUCCUGGGCCGGCACCGAAGGCGGAGGGUGGAGAGAAGUCGGCGCCGGCGAAGACAGUGUUUGGACAGGAGGAGGAAGAGGAAGAUGCGGUGAGGAGGAGGAAAGUGCCACUUGUGAAGUUGGACUUUAGUGCGGCGAAUGAUGGAGAAAAGGCGAAGGAGCGGUUGGAGAGGAUCAAGGCAUCGGUGCCGAAGGACAGGGAGUCGUUGUUCAAGGCGAAGGUUAGGUGGGACGGUGUUACGGACGUCAUGUUGGACAGGAAGCUCGAGCCAUUAGUGAAGAAACUCAUGGUCAAAUACCUUGGUGAACUUGAAGACGAUGACCUUGUUAUGUUCGUCCUCGAGCAUCUCAAAGACCAUAAAUCGCCACAAAAACUCGUCGAAGGUCUCGAGCCGGUCCUUGAAGAAGAAUCAGUCGAACUGACGAUAAGCGUUUGGCGACAAGUCAUCUUCGAAAGCAUGGCGUACGGAGAAGGGCUACACACGGAGAAGAUGCUAGUGGACUAGUCGGACGGGGGGCAGGUGCGUUCGUGUGCCAUUGCACGUUUGGUUCUGCUGAGUUCUGUAUGUCGUGAGAUUCGCUUUUUUUGCUAUCGAGUCCUAGUAUCUUCGUGCCAGCCCGUGGGGACCGUAUUUUGUGGAGCAGAGGGAGUUAUGCUUAUAUUAUGGUCGUGAGUAGUACCUCUUGAUCCAGCGUGUUGUCGUAAAUGAUAUGCCUUUUCUUGGUCUCU
Molecule: messenger RNA, 2310 nt
Organism: Stereum hirsutum FP-91666 SS1
Lineage: Eukaryota; Fungi; Basidiomycota; Agaricomycetes; Russulales; Stereaceae
Exons: 9
Coding region: 140-2086 (648 amino acids)
Biological process (GO): mRNA processing
Cellular component (GO): spliceosomal complex
Molecular function (GO): mRNA binding
Source: RefSeq, a predicted model, not a curated record